ACGAGUUCUGCUUCCGGGUGAGCGGCGGCGGCGCCAUAUUGCCGUGUCCGUGAAGGCAGGAGCGGAGCAGCGAGACCGCGGCCGCGGAGCGGUAGCAGCGGCGGCGCCGGCGGCGGGCGGCGGGGGAGAGUUUGAAAUAUAGACUAUAUAAAGACUUAAAAGAUGUGGGAUCAAGGUGGACAGCCUUGGCAGCAAUGGCCUUUGAACCAACAGCAGUGGAUGCAGUCAUUUCAGCACCAGCAAGACCCAAGCCAGAUUGACUGGGCUGCAUUGGCUCAGGCAUGGAUUGCUCAGCGAGAGGCCUCAGGGCAGCAGAGUGUAGUGGAACAACAAGGAAUGAUGCCAAAUGGACAGGAUAUGUCAGGAAUAGAGUCGGGGCCAAACAACCACAAUAAUUUUCAGGGGGAUCCCAACUUCAACAGAAUGUGGCAGCCAGAGUGGGGAAUGCCUCACCAGCCCCCUCACCCACCGCCAGAGCAGCAGUGGAUGGCACCGACCCCGGGCCAAAUGGAGAUCGUGCCUCCGUCUGAAGACAGCAACAGUCAGGACAGUGGGGAGUUUGCUCCCGACAACAGGCAUAUAUUUAACCAGAACAAUCACAACUUUGGGGGACCUCCAGAUAACUUUGCAAUGGGGCCAGUGAACCAGUUUGACUACCAGCAUGGGGCUGCUUUUGGUCCACCUCAAGGUGGAUUUCAUCCACCUUAUUGGCAGCCAGGACCACCAGGGCCACCAGGUCCACCAGCACCUCCUGCACCUGCUCAGAACCGAAGGGAGAGGCCCUCGUUCCGAGACCGCCAGCGCUCCCCCAUCGCCAUGCCUGUGAAGCAGGAGCCUCCGCAGAUUGAUGCUGUGAAGCGCAGAACCCUGCCUGCCUGGAUCCGCGAGGGCCUGGAGAAGAUGGAACGGGAGAAACAGAAGAAGCUGGAGAAGGAGAGGAUGGAGCAGCAGCGGUCACAGCUGUCCAAGAAAGAAAAGAAGGAAAGUGAGGAGGCCGAGGAGGGAGAUGGCCCACGGCUGCCUCAGAAAAGUAAAUUUGAUAGUGAUGAGGAAGAUGAAGAUGCUGAAAACACAGAGGCUGUAAGCGUUGGGAAAAUCAGCAGGAGUCCAUCCCCAGCUCCUCAAGAGGAGCAGAGUGAACCAGAAAUGACAGAAGAAGAAAAGGAGUAUCAAAUGAUGAUGCUGACAAAAAUGCUGCUGACAGAGAUUCUCUUGGAUGUCACCAACGAGGAGAUUUACUACGUGGCCAAAGAUGUUCACCGUAAAGCCACCAAAGCUCCUGCAAAGCAGCUGGCACAGUCCAGUGCACUGGCUUCCCUCACUGGACUCGGUGGACUGGGUGGUUAUGGAUCAGGAGACAGUGAAGAUGAGAGGAGUGACAGAGGCUCUGAGUCGUCUGAUACUGAUGAGGAGGAAUUGCGGCACAGAAUCAGGCAAAAACAGGAGGCCUUUUGGAGAAAGGAGAGAGAACAGCAACUGCUGCUGGAGAAACAGCUGGAAGAAGAAAAGUUGCAAAAUGAAAAAGUUGCAAAGGAGAUGAAUGAAUUUCUCAGCAAAGAGCAGAACAAUAACUCAACAUCCCAGGAGGCAAAAGAGCUGGAAGCAGAUGUGGGUCAUGAAAAGAAAAGAUCUCCCAAUGCAGUGGCUCCUGAGGCAGAAGUGAAAAAGGAGGGCAAAGAGAGGACAGGCAGGAGCGGGUCGGGCAGCUCUAGCAGCGGCAGCAGCAGCAGCAAUAGCAGGAGCAGCAGCAGCAGCAGCUCUGUCUCCAGCUCGUCCUACAGCACGAGCUCGGGCAGCAGUCGCAGCUCCUCGCCUUCCUCCUCUCCCAAGAGGAAGAAGAGGCACAGCCGCAGCAGGACGCCCUCACAUAAAGUUAGGCGCAGCAGGAGCAGGAGCUACACCCACAGGAACAGGAGGGAAAGGAGCAGGAGCAGGGAGAAAGUGAGAGAGAGGAGGAGAUCCAGUAGGAACCGCAGUGCCGAGAGGGGCGAGAGGCGGAGGAACCGCAGCCCCUCCAGGGACAGGAGCUGGGAGAGGCGGCGCAGCAGCAGCCGCUCCCGGGAACGCAGAGCCAACCGUGCCAGCCGCAGCCGCUCCCGGGAGCGCCGCAAGGCCGAGGAGCAGCGCAGGAGCCCUGCCGGCAGCAGGCACAAGCACAAGAGCGAGGGCAAGGAGCAGGAGAGGAAAAAGGAGCAGGGCGGGGGGACAGAGAAAGACAGGAAAAAGAACAGAGACAGGGAGAGAGAUCAGGAGAAGAGGAAAGAUAAGGCCAAGAAAGAGGAGAAGGAGAGCAAGGCCGGCGGCCAGGACGACAGUAAGCUGAAGAGAAAGCGAGACAGCGAAAGGACUUUCUCUCGCGGGGAGUCCAUCUGCGUCAAGAUCAUCAGGCAGGACUCCAGGCACGAGAGCAAAAAAGUCUGUACCAAAGAGAGCAAAAAGGGGUCAGGCUCGGAGUCUAGUGGCAGGAGUAGCUGUGAGUCGGCAGGGAGCAGCAGAGAGAAGAAGGGCAAGAAAGCGAAGCACCUGCGGGCCUGCUCGCUGGAGAAAUCCCAAAGGUCUGGUAAGAAGGCAAGCCGCAAACACAAGUCUAAGUCACGAUCAAGAUCCACGACUCCUCUUCGUCGUAAACGCUGAGGAAUUUUCUGGCAGCAGUGCUAUGACCUUUAAAAAUUCCAUGAGUUAUAAAAGGCUUGUCUCAUUAUAGAGGCACUUUGUGGCUGUGUAGGUGAAAGCAGAAUCCUUUUUUUUACCUGUAAAUAGCUGUAUUUUCUUCUUUUUUUGGGGGUUGGUUUUUUUUUUGUUGUUUUUCUCCCCUUCCCUCCCCCCCAAAUGCUGCUCAGAAUUCAAAGACACAAACUUAGGAUUUCUUUGUAUUCCCAGUAUUUUAUUUUUCUUAAGAAUAAACCCCUCCACCCCCCCUCAGGCCAUUCUCUUCCAGCUGUAAUGUUCUUAAAAUCACUCUUGAAUGUACUGUGAUGUCAAUAAAGCUCUUUAGUUCAUUUUUUUGGGUUAAAUUUCUUGCACCUGGGUCUUGUCUAAAGUCGUAGCCGUUCCCUUUUUUUCCCCCAAAGAAAGGAGGCAGCUUUGGAGCUAGGACAAAUUUCCAACUACUUGAGAGGAGGGAAAAUAAAAGGUAAAAUAUCUGUCAAAAAAAAUGUAAAUUGUGGAGGUGAGGGGACUGAGCUGCUGGGGGUGUGGAAGGAGGAAGAGCUCUGGUUAGUAGAUUUUGACUAACCUUUUGCUUUGGAGUGCAGGAGAUGUGCUGUGUGUAAAAUCUGGGUCACUGUAAAACAAGGCAGGAGCCCCGUAGGAACACCUGAGCGGUGUGACAGGGGGAAGAAGCUCUGGAACUGUCCCUCAGCCAGCUCUGGGGCUGUUCAGGGCUAUGACAGGAGCAAGAGUCACUGCUAGAGCUGUUUAUCUGGAGUGUGUUCAAGGCUGGCACUGGGGGCACGUCAGGAAACUGGCAGCAGGAGAACGGAGCGUUAGUGUGUGGUGAGCAUUACAGCUGGUGCUGCUUGCAGGGGCUGCCUCCUGCACAGCAGGCAGCAGUGUAGCUCCACUUCUGUCUUUAUUGUCAGCAGAAGGGGAAAAAGGUCCCCAGUUACCUCUGGGCCUCUGCAACUCCCUGAGCUCAGGGAGGCUGAGCCAGGUGGGGAUUGGUCUCUUGUCCCUAGUAACAAGUGACAGGACAAGAGGGAAUAGCCUCAAGUUGCACCAGGGGAGGUUUGGGUUGGAGAUUAGAGGAAAUUUCUGCCCUGUGAAGGGGUUCUCAAAGCCUGGCACAGGCUGCCCAGGGAGGUGGUCCAUUGUUCACUCCUGAAGUGUUUGAGAGAGGCUGAGGGCCAUGGUUUAGCCCCAGCCUUGGCAGAGUUAGAGAAGGGUUGGACUGGAUCAUCUGAAAGGGCUUUUCCCACCAAAACCAUUCUCUGAUUGCUGUUAGUAACAAGAGUGUGAAAUAAGUCAGAAACCCAAACCAUGACCCAUCCACAUUUAGGCACUGGAGAGCUGUGUCUAGGUCUGGUGAGGUAGAUGAAAGGCUGAACACCGCAGAGCCAUCAAAGAGCUCUUACUGUCUUCAGAGUGAAAUGAGACUAGCACAGGCACCUUGCAGUCUGCCUCCAGGAGCAGGUGCAUCCACUCAGCUCCCAGCUAGGCAGCAGCUUUGCCACCGCAGUUCUUGCCGUGGAUGAGAUGCAGGAGUGAAACGGCUCCAGUGGCAGGGACCCCAUUUCCAGGCAAGGGUUGUCAGGCAGGCCAAUGGCUGGUGCAUACCUGAGUAAUAGGUGAUCAGUCACCAGCUGCAUCCCCCCGACGAGGUCCUUCCCCCUGGAGUGAGCAGCUCCCUCCUAGCAGAAUCAGGCAGCACUCAAGCACUGCUCUGGCUUGCCCUGGAGACAAGGAUGGACUCGGCGCUGCUGGCUCUCGGCACACGGAAGGCACAGGCAGCACGGCUCGGGUGCUGCAGGAGGCGUCUGAGAGUGAGAGAUGCUACAACGAGGCUGAAGGAAAGCUGAGGAAGAGUUUCCAUCACGCACUGGGAUGGGAUUUGCAGUUCAGCUUUCUGUUCCCUCUGUUCUGAUAAAUGGCAGAGACUGUAUGGAAACCUUUCUGUUCUCUGGCAGCCCCUGGAAUUCUGUCACCUGUAAAUACCAGUUAGGGUUUGACACAGGCACUUCUCUGGGAGUGACCUGUAUGCCAAUAAAAGGAGCAUACUACCUCUGGA
Molecule: messenger RNA, 4726 nt
Organism: Pogoniulus pusillus (Red-fronted tinkerbird)
Lineage: Eukaryota; Metazoa; Chordata; Aves; Piciformes; Lybiidae
Gene: PNISR
Product: PNN interacting serine and arginine rich protein
Exons: 12
Coding region: 163-2634 (823 amino acids)
Cellular component (GO): presynaptic active zone; nuclear speck
Molecular function (GO): RNA binding
Source: RefSeq, a predicted model, not a curated record